Messenger RNA from Lucilia sericata (common green bottle fly), 3509 nucleotides. RefSeq lists its product as uncharacterized. The transcript has 2 exons. The record is from RefSeq and is a predicted model, not a curated record. The annotation marks the transcript as partial. NCBI's taxonomy places the organism in Eukaryota, Metazoa, Arthropoda, Insecta, Diptera, Calliphoridae. Gene Ontology annotation, molecular function: protein binding.
CAGCAGAAGCAGCAGAAACAGCAGCAACAGCAACAGAGUCACUAGCACCAGCAGUGGCUAUAGUUACAACAGCAGCAUUAACAACUACAACAACCCAAUCAUCUAUGAAAGUGAAUGCUUUGCAGCAACAACAACAACAAGACGAAUACUCGCCCACACGAUUACAUCAAAAUUGCAACAAUUUUCAUCAACAGCACGAACAUCAUCAUCACUAUCGUCCAACAUCUCAUCAAGAGCCAGAAUACGAACACGAACAAUGCAUACACGGCAACUGCUAUCAAAACUUUCUAGAGACUCCUGCCGUGUACUGUCUACGUGCCGAUAAUACUGCCCAGAGUAUAACGCUCUCCUUUAAGGUGAGAAGAAAAUCAAAGCAUUUCAUCAAUACUCCACGAACUUCUCUUAAUUUACCUCUGUUUGACACCCUGAAACGAUUUCGCAGCAUACCUCUGAUACAGUUGCUGUGGCUGCUGUGCUGUCUCAGCAAUAUAUUUCACAAAUCGAUGGCCGAGUGCCCUAGUGUUUGUGAGUGCAAGUGGAAGAGUGGCAAAGAGUCUGUUUUGUGCCUUAACGCUAAUUUAACACAUAUCCCAGCUCCGUUGGAUGCUGGUACCCAAGCUUUGGAUCUGACCGGUAACGAAAUUGCCACCAUACCCGAUGACACCUUUGCCGAAGUGAAUUUAUUGAAUUUGCAAAAGGUAUAUUUGGCCAAAUGUCGACUGCGGCUAAUAGAGCGUUACGCGUUUCGUGGUCUUAUCAAUCUAGUAGAGUUGGAUCUAAGCUAUAAUGCUUUGGCUCAUAUACCUUCCGAUGCUUUGGAGAGUGUUACGGAACUGAGAGAAUUGAAAAUGAAUGGUAAUCCUAUAAUGAUAGUAGGCAAUGAUGCCUUUAAGAAAAUGCAGCAUUUGGUAAGACUGGAACUGAGUGAUUGUCGUGUGGAGAGAGUAGAGGUAAAGGCUUUUGCUGGUCUAGAGUCUAGUCUGGAAUAUUUAAAGUUAGAUGGCAAUAAAUUGUCUGAAGUGAGAUCGGGUACUAUAACGUCACUAACAAAUCUGCAUGGCAUUACUCUGUCCCGCAAUCAGUGGAAUUGUUCCUGUGCUUUAAGACCUUUAAGAUCUUGGAUGUUAAGAGAGAAUAUACCCUGUGGUAUACCGCCAGUAUGUCAAAAUCCUCCCCGUUUAGCGGGCAAGUCAUGGGACAAAAUAGAUUUAGACGAUUUUGCCUGUGUGCCACAAAUUAUAGCCACUGAUACGACAGCUCAUGGAGUAGAAGGUAGAAAUGUAACCAUGAGCUGUUAUGUGGAAGGAGUACCAGAGCCUUCCGUUAAAUGGAUGGUGAAAAAUCGUGUAAUUGCCAAUCUAACCGCCACCAAUGGGGAUAGUCCUUCAAACAGCCCCAGAACAGCGGCUGCUAUACAAGGCAGAAAAACAUAUGUGGUAAAUAUGUUACGAAAUGCCUCCAAUCUCACCAUACUCACGGCUGAUAUGCAAGAUGCUGGCAUUUAUACUUGUGCAGCUGAAAAUAAAGCCGGAAAGGUGGAAGCAUCUGUUACGCUGGCUGUAUCUAGACGACCGCCAGAGGCUCCUUUAGGAUUUAAAGUUAUUUUACUCUGCAUAUUCAUUGCUCUACUCUUUGUAGCCGGCUCAUCAUUUGCUGCCAUAUGUUUCUGUUCAUUGCGCCGCAAAAGGAAAAUGCGUUUGUGGAAUACUAUGCCGCAGGGUCGUACAGAAAGUUAUGAAAAAAUCGAAAUGACUUCACGUAUUACGGGUGGUGGUGGCAUUGGUGGAGCUGGCAAUAAUGGCGGACCUACCAACAAACCGGAUUUGGGUGGCAAAACUGGUAUGCAGGAAACAAGCAAAAACGGCAGCACACAGGGACAAAUUUUUCAUGACAAUGAAAACGGCUAUUUGUGCUCUGCCACUACCCCACUCAAUUGUGGCUCUGAUGACGGGGGUGAUACGGGUGGUGCAAUCAUUAAUCCCAGCGGUGGCAGUUCCAAACGUAAUGGUGAUUAUCGUAACAUACCCACGCAUUGCGAUGAUGACGAUAACGAUCAUAUGCAGCAUCAACAGCAACAUCAUCAGGGCUUUGGUGGCGGUAGUCACAAAACCUACCAACGCAGUCUAUUGUUGGCAUCUACCACAACACACAAUGGUACACUGACAACAACAACAACCUCUUUAACAGCGCCGAGGUGGAAAACGGGUUCAGCAUUUCAAUCAUCUACACCUCAGGACACAGUAAUGCAUUUGGAUGGCGGCGUUAGUGGCACACAAACGAGUGGCUUAAAAGACGACACAGAUUUGCAUAUACCACGUCUUAUUGAUAUUGGGUCUACUCCCGAUUCUGCCUCAGCCUCUAUAUCUAGUAAAGUUGAUGCUGCUUCAAGGCAAAGUUCGGCCUACAAUCAUGUUGCCAAUUGGGUAACCACCUCUAUAGCAACAACGAAAAUAACAUCACCCCACAGUAAUCUUAAUAACAAUCAUACAACAGUGGACUAUUAUAGUCCCAAAGAAGAGGCCAAUUCAUCAAUAUUUAGUGGCAAAGACUCAUCAGAUAAUGAUCUCUUCGAUAGUAACUAUCCGGAUCUGUUAGAUAUAGCUAAAUAUGCGGUAGCUCAGGCUACAAGUACAAAUCAAACUAAUGGCGCUUUAUGUACUCUGCCCAGAAAAUUAAAGAAUACCGGUAAAUACUUUAAAAAUUCCUCGGAUAGUCAAUCACCUUUGCUGGCGGAUAAUUCGAGUAAGUAUGGCAGCAGUACUUUAGGAGAUGCUAGUUAUCUUAAUGAAAUCGCUUUGGGUAGAAGAUUCUCGGCGGAAUCUUCAUACUCCACCUAUGGCAGUACAGUAACUUAUACCAAGGGACAAAGAUCGAAUAGUUUUUUGAAUCUGGUGCAUAGUUCAAGUAAAAAUACUUUAGCUUCUUCUAAUAAUAAUAAUAAAACAACAGUAACGAGUAGUAGCACGGCUGCGCGCAGAAAUCCCUCAUUACCCUCUUCACCGGUGCAUGAGUAUCAGCAGCAUCAAAGAUCAUUUAGUUCGGCUGCUACUCCUCUACUGGACUUUAGCUCUCUAACCAAUAGAUCUACGGCCACUACCGGCUCGGCCGUUACACCCAGUGGCUUAAGUACUUCAAUGCAUUGCAGUAGCACUAGUACCACCACACCCGUAACGGCCUAUGACUAUCAUGCAGCCCAGCUGGAACGUUUUCUCGAAGAGUAUCGCAAUCUACAAGAUCAAUUGUGUAAAAUGAAAGAGACUUGUGAGACCAUACGCAAAAAAGAAGUACCCCUUAGAGUGGGUAUGGGUCAUUCGGCCCAUGCCGCUGAUCCUGUGAUGUAUAAUGCUGCUUUGGCUGCGGCCAGCAGUCCUACUAGUAAUCCAAAAAUGACUUUAAAAUCGAAAACUACACUACCGGGACAACCACCAGAUCCUCCGCCAUAUUGGCUGCAUCGCAAUGCAAUGCUAAAGCGUUUAAAUGAACCCCAGAAUGAUAUAUUUAAAAGCUAA